AUGAUGCCAACUUAUAUACAACGGGGUCCCACCAUCUCCAAUCGGGACAUGGGAGAGCUCAUGGCCAGGGACGAUGCCUUCAGCAGAGCGGUUUGGCACAAUGGUGCGAAUUUCUCCUCUCCUGGUGAGGGCGAUGAAGCGACCAUUUUCGUCUCCUCGAGAUCCUCGGAUGGAGCGAGACUUCAGUGCCGUAUGCAAGUCUGCUCCAUGAGCGACAACCGCGGCGCCUACGAGGCCAUCUCGUACACGUGGAUGACGGGGCGGGAGGAAUUCAUCGAAUGCAACGGGAAAGAGGUGAUGGUGGGCGCCAAUCUCUACCUGGCGCUGCGCCGAGUCCGGCGCGAUCGUUCGAAACGAACCGUGUGGGCCGACGCGCUCUGCAUCGACCAGAGCAACGCUCUCGAGCGAAGCCAGCAGGUGGCCGCGAUGGGCAAGAUUUUCCGGAAUGCGUAUAGCGUCCUUGUGGCAUCUUCGAAGGCCUUUGACGGAGUGUGCUCGGUGGUCUCUACAUGGGCGGGGGCGUCGACGUCGGCAGCGGCACACAGGAUGCUGGAGGAAGGGCCUCAGUACCGGAUUCAGGAAGCAGGAACAUGCUCGGGCUCCAUGGGCGACCUGUCGGCCGAGAGCAAGGUGUGGUUGGAGGUGCUGCACUUAUACAAGAGAAGAUGGUUCUCCCGUCUCUGGGUCGUCCAGGAAAUCGCACUGGCGCGGCGGGCCACAGCAAUUUGGGGCGCAUGCGAGAUGUCAUGGGAGUGGAUUGGGCUGGCUGCAUCCAUCAUCCGGACGAACUGGGACCGCUUCGUGCCCGGUUGUCACAAGUCCCAUUCGGAUGAGUCGAGCCGCCUCGUCCCCGUCGGUGUGAUGAAUGCGUACUUUAUGUACAGAAUCUCCCGCCUGCAGAGCUACGUCGACCCCCUCUGCUUCUCCUUUGGCGAGCUCCUUACCCUCACGAGGCAGUUCAAGUGCGAGGACGACCGCGACAAGAUCUUUGGGCUCCUUGGCUUGCCAACAACGGACCAGGUCAAUUCCUACAUUACGCCCGACUACGGCCAGUCCCUUGCGGACGGCUACCGCAGCUUGGCGUCCGCCAUGCUCUGUUCUACCAAGUCUUUGGCCUUCCUGUCUCAUGUCCAUCGCUGGGACAUCACUGACGACACAGAAUCUGGCUCAGCCCUCCCAUCCUGGAUCCCGAAAUGGCAUCUCGUCGGCCCGCAAACCUUGACGCCGCUGGACGCACAUCCGGAUUUCGCCGCUGGUCUGUCGAAAGCCGCCAAGUUCAGGGUCGCACACGACCAAGCGGGCCAUCCGGAUCGGCUCGCCGUCUGCGGCGUCAUGCUCGAAGACGUCAAAGAGCCAAGCAAGCCACAACGGCCCGUCACCCGCAGCGCCCGGUCUCCCUUUGUCCGGUGGACAGGAGGCAUCGAAGACCUUGAAAUGGUUCUGGCCCGGCACCCGCACACAAAACGCAGCCUGGAGAAGCUAGCCAUAACCUUGACGGCAGGCAAGAGCUGGUACGGCCUGCCCAAGGAUCGAGACGGCAUGCUGGCUGACUUUGAUCACUGCCUUAUCGCUGGCUACCUCUGGUGGGCGCUGGAGCCGGAUGCCUUUGGGCUCACCAACGGCACCCGGGCCACAACAGCGGUCUCUGAGACAUCAUCCGCGGGUGGAGAUGGGAACCUGUUCUUGGACGCGGUUGCCACAGCCUGUGUCGGGAGACAGCUAUUCAGAACCGCGUCGAACAUGCGAGGGGUUGGCCCCUUUGAUACGAGGCUGGGUGACAAGGUCCGCGUCAUCUAUGGAUGUCCUGUGCCGUUUGUCAUUUGGCGAUGCCAAGAGAAAGGGGGCUACACGCUUGUGGGCGAGUGUUAUAUCGAUGAUAUAAUGCACUGGGAGGCUGUUGAUGAUGAAAAAUACGAGGAGGUCUGGAUUGACCUCGUCUAGGCUUUCCAAGUGACCUCGUUUCUCGGAAUGGAAGCAGAGCCCUGUUUCCAAGGACAACCCCAGCCGAAUGACGGACAACAACGGGGGAGAUGUCACAAGGAAUCGGGGAAGGGAGUCUGAGACCACGUACCGGGAGCGGCGUUCCUAUCUGGGACUCGAUGGGGUGUGAGCCAAAUAGAAUGGGCGACGCCUUCCGGCCUUUGUCGCCGGCUCCGUUUGCGGCCGUUAUAGAGCCGGCCCCGGUCCGGGAACGCAAACGGGUUCUCGGGCGGCAAAACUUCGGGGCAGGCGUUGGUCUGCGCUUGCUGAGUUAUCAGUUGCUUGCUUGUUUGUUUGUUUAUCAUUAGCGUCCGGAGCUCGGUCCGCGAGGCGGCCCGGCUAUAUGCUGUCUGGGUAGGAAGGGACGUACUGAGCAAUCUACACUGGCAAACGCGCCAUUAAGGGGCC
This is a messenger RNA of Chaetomium strumarium, 2388 nucleotides long. RefSeq names its product heterokaryon incompatibility protein-domain-containing protein. Bases 1 to 1941 code for a protein of 646 amino acids. Lineage: Eukaryota; Fungi; Ascomycota; Sordariomycetes; Sordariales; Chaetomiaceae. The record is from RefSeq and is a predicted model, not a curated record. The transcript is spliced from 7 exons.